This is a messenger RNA of Notothenia coriiceps (black rockcod), 937 nucleotides long. RefSeq names its product serine/arginine-rich splicing factor 4-like. Lineage: Eukaryota; Metazoa; Chordata; Actinopteri; Perciformes; Nototheniidae. The record is from RefSeq and is a predicted model, not a curated record. The annotation marks the transcript as partial. The transcript has a single exon.
GAAAGUAUAAAUAAUCUCAACUUUCUGAUCUUUGUCCACAGAGCGGCGUCCCGCUCCCGCAGCCGAUCUCGUAGCAAGAAGAAUAAGCUGAAGGUCAAGAAGGAAGAAGAAGAGCGCAGCAAUGGCGCGCCGAAGAACAAGGACCGCAGCAGGAGCCGCAGCCCCAAGAGCCGCAGCCCCAAGAGCAAAAAGAGCAAGAAAGACGUCAAGAAGAAGAAGGAUGACUCCAGGUCUCGCUCUAGGUCUCGCUCCAGGUCUCGCUCUAGAUCAGGAAUUAAAGAUCGCUCCAGGAAAUCAGGCUCCAAGGGCCGUGAGCCAGUUAAGAGCGAGGACGAGGGGGCUGAGCCCGAGAGGGGCUCCCGCUCUCGUUCCCGCUCCCCCGCUGAAUCAAAAUCCAGAGCCAGGUCUAAAUCAAAGUCCAAAUCCAAAUCACGUACCCCCACACCUGCCAAAGCCCGCUCCCACUCCCGCUCCCGCUCAGAGUCACGCUCCAAAUCCCACUCUGCCUCUCGCUCCCGUUCCCGCUCUUAGUUCAUAUUUUUGACAGUUGUCAUGAGCCCUGAUCCCAGUGUCUCCCCCCUGCCCUCCAUUUACAUUCCCCAGAUCCCACAACACUACCCCUGCCCCUGUUUUUUGAUAAAUAGCUGUAGUGUUCCAGGCAUUUGUGCUUCAUGUCUUUUAUGCACAUGCUACUCAAUUUCCUUUGACUUUUACGCAACAUAUUUUUUCAUUAGAGCUGUAUCGUAUGGGGGUGUUUGUAAAAUAACAGGGUGCAAUCUCAGUUUUAUAAGUUUAAAUGAUGGUAUGUGUUUUAGCCUUUUUUUAAUCAAGUGUAGAAGCAUACGGUUCGGUGGGAAUAUGUCCCAACGUCUCCUCACCUUUUGUGAAAUUCUUGUAUCAUUUUAUUUCCGAUUAAAAAUGAAAUGCCUGUUCCAAA